GUGCCUUGACCCACGGUAAUCCCGUUAAGAUGGAAGCUGGUUGUGGUUCCGUGAAAGCUGAAGCUUCGGUUUCGAUCGCAGCUGGAUGUGAUCCUAUGAAAGUAGAUGGCUUGGUGAAGAUGGAAGCUGGUUUUGAGUCUGCAAGAGUCGAAGCUCCGGUUGGCUCGCUGAAGAUGGAACCUGGUGGUGGCUUCUCCAAGAGACUGAAGUUGCCGGGUACUCGACGUCCAGGGGAUGCUGGAUUCGUGUUGGCGAGUUCGUGGCCUUCAAUUUUCCCAAGCCUGAAGCCGAAAGUAAGAAGAAGUUCUUUAAGCACAAGGGGUUCGGCCGAAAGCGAGCUCCGACAUUGUAAGGUUCUUGACAAAAGCUUCAGGAGAGAUAGGACGGCUUCCAGCCGACUGGUCCAAGUGUUUGAUACCUUUGGGAAGUGCAAAAUGGCACCAGAGGCUCUUUCUCUUAUGAGCAGCAUAGUUCUCCAUUUGAGAGUUUAUAUCAACAAGUCAGAAGCCUUACGAGGAGGGGGUUGAGCGCGGAUUGAAGCUUCUGCAAGCUAUCUUGAAGCCGUUAAUGCUUCGAAGAACAAAACAAAAGAUUCACAAGUUGGAUUCACAGACCAAUUCUUGUUCUCCAACCGGCUCAAUGUCAGGUUAUUGAAUGCAAACUAUCUGAGCCUGAACGUGAUUUUUAUGAUGCCCUUUA
Messenger RNA from Selaginella moellendorffii, 699 nucleotides. RefSeq lists its product as uncharacterized. Lineage: Eukaryota; Viridiplantae; Streptophyta; Lycopodiopsida; Selaginellales; Selaginellaceae. The transcript is spliced from 4 exons. The record is from RefSeq and is a predicted model, not a curated record. The coding region runs from base 30 to 527 and encodes 165 amino acids.